This is a messenger RNA of Microdochium trichocladiopsis, 2346 nucleotides long. RefSeq lists its product as uncharacterized. Gene Ontology annotation, biological process: positive regulation of transcription by RNA polymerase II. The transcript has a single exon. Bases 348 to 2258 code for a protein of 636 amino acids. The record is from RefSeq and is a predicted model, not a curated record. Lineage: Eukaryota; Fungi; Ascomycota; Sordariomycetes; Xylariales; Microdochiaceae. Gene Ontology annotation, molecular function: transcription cis-regulatory region binding; DNA-binding transcription factor activity, RNA polymerase II-specific; zinc ion binding. Gene Ontology annotation, cellular component: nucleus.
CCCAUUUCACUCAUUCAUCCAGAUUCCCGCCCAUCAAGAACAGAACCCCUUCUGCUUGCGGCAACACUGUGCCCCUCCUCCCAAGCCUGGCUUCCUUCCCUCUUGGUCCUGGCUGCGCCGCUCUCCUUGUGCCCCUCGCCGCCUGCCCUUCCGCAAAUUUCCCCCUAAUCUCCACCCGCGAGUCCACUCCCCAGCCCGCCCUUUGCCUCGCCGCCGAUUGCACCACGGGACGACCACGGACCUGGAUCGCCGGCUGCAGCCAGCCAGCGAGCCAACUACUGUUGCGGUUGGCCAAGACUGCCCAGAGCCCAACGCACCAGGCCUCGUCCUGACCCGGGGACCACCCCAUGCCGCCGGUCCGCAAGGCCUCGUCCUCGUCCGCGUCCGCCGUUGGCUCCGCCUCCGUGCCCGGCUGCGACGGCAACGGUAACGGCAACGGCGGCACAGCAGUAGCAGCAACGUCCGUCCGGCCAAAGGGCCGGCCCCGAGGAUUCCGCCGGGAUCGAGACUGCCGCACCUGCAAGGCCCGGAACGUCAAGUGCGAUCUCAACCGGCCCAGCUGCGGCAUCUGCGUGGCCGAGGGCAUCGCCUGCCAGGGCUAUGCCACCACGGUCCGCUGGGCCAGCAAUGCCUUUGCUCCCCCGCUGACGCCGGCAUCGUCGUCGUCCACGGGCUCUGGCAAGUCGGUCACACCGGUGUCCGCAUCGUCAUUCACAGCCUCGCCAUCAUGCGGGCCGUCCCCGUCUCCCUCGCUGUCUCAUUCGUCGGUGUCAUCGCCGCCAGAUUUCAUCUUUAAAGCACAACAUCAUCAACAUAAUCAUCAUCAUCAUCAUCAGCAGCAGCAGCAGCAGCAGCAGCUCGCUGACACAAGUAGGAGUCAUGGCAUCUUCAACAGCGGAUCCGCCGCCUCCUACUCCCCAGCCAGCACCAGCAUCACGACGGCUGAACCAACACCGCCGCCAGGAUCAACUACCACUACUGACUCCCCGCCGCCUGAAAAGUUCUACAACCCGCGCCGGACGACGGCACCCCUCCAGGUGCGGCAGGACCAGCGGGCCCAGCUGCUGAGCGCGGCGCUCGAGGACAACCCGGAGGACUCGAACUGGACGACACACUACCUGGCGUACUACGAGUUCUUCACGAAGCAGUUUGCGGAGGCGCGGCGCAGCAUCACCAAGGAACGGCGGUACCGGCCCGAGGGCGUCACACCGGGGCCGGACGCAUCGUAUCCGCUGGUCGACCGAGACCUGGGGAACGUGUGGCAACUCCUGUGGCAACGCCUAAAGGGCCAGAUCCCUCACGGCCCGGGGGACCACCACCACACGGGCAGCGUGGAGCUGCUGACGUCGCACGCGGCGGCGCUGGCGGAGCUCAACGAGGCGAUCCGGGCGGGGGACAUCCUGGCGCUGUACGGGGUGGUGACGCUGAGCUUCCUGGACGUGUACGAGGGCCCCUUUAUCGACUGCCAGUGGCACAUGCACGGGGCGCGGGCGCUGCUGCAGCUGCACUGCCACGACGCGGCGAGCCUGGACGCGCUGUGUGCCGAGCUGGCGGGCCUGCGCGAGGCCGUGAGCCUGCUCUCGUGGUACGACACGAUGGGCUUCUACUUUGAGCAGAACCGGCGCAACGCCCUCGUGUUCCCGGACUGGGUGCGCGAGGGCAUGCGCGACGACUUCUUCCAGCUCGUCUCGUGCCCCCGGGACAGCUACAUGGUCUACGCCGCCGUGGUCAAGGCCCGGACCGCGCACCGCGGCCGCAAGGAGGACGACGACGACGUGGUCAAGAUGGCCGCCGCCGAGAUGGACGCCCAGCAGAAGCGGCACCAGCGCGAUCUCAAGCUCUCCAUGCUCGCCGUCCAGCAGAUCCUGCGCACCAGCUUCAACCUCACCGGCCGCCACGACGACACCCUCGUCCUCCAGGACAGCUUCCGCUACGCCGCCGCCCUCAUCGCCACCGAGACGGCCCACGUCGGCGGCUUCAUCGACAACGAGACCGACGACACGCUCUCGACCCUCGCCGACCGCGUCUGCGACAAGAUCCUCGCCGGCGUCCCCGUCACCUCGGGCAAGUACCGCCACCUCGCCUGCCAGGUCACCAUCCUCGGCCACCACGCCCGCACCCCCCGCCACCGCCAGGCCGUCGACGGGUACUGGAUGCGCUGCGACACGCUUGCCAGGCCCAUCUAUCCCAACGGCAGGAUACACAGCGGCAGCGAGGAGCACUGGACGCGGAUUCUGGGCAAGUCGACGGGGGCAUGAAAGGGGGCCCCUAGAUGUUCUGUUGUAUCCCGGAAAGAGGAGAAGGAGGUGGAGGAGGAAGACGAGGAAGACGAGGCGGAGGAGGCGG